This is a messenger RNA of Echinops telfairi (small Madagascar hedgehog), 1209 nucleotides long. It is a transcript of the gene HINT3, whose product is annotated as histidine triad nucleotide binding protein 3. Gene Ontology annotation, molecular function: catalytic activity. Lineage: Eukaryota; Metazoa; Chordata; Mammalia; Afrosoricida; Tenrecidae. The record is from RefSeq and is a predicted model, not a curated record. The transcript is spliced from 5 exons. Bases 12 to 602 code for a protein of 196 amino acids.
UCCCGACGGUCAUGGCGGAGGAACCGAGUCGCCACGCUACCCAGCCGGACCUCACCCGGGAGACAGCGGCGGCCGACAAGCCGACGAGGUCCCCGACGCGGCCGUCAGCGGUCGCUGCAGAGUCCCCGGCGCCCGCGGACUGCGACAGCAAGUGCGUGUUCUGCCGCAUCGCGCGGGGGCAGGAACCGAGCACUGAACUUCUGCCCUGCGAGGUGGGCUGCGAUCGCGGCCGCUCUUCGGGGCCCCUGAGGGCCAAUGAAGACCUAGUUUGCUUCAAAGAUAUCAAACCAGCAGCACCUCAUCAUUAUCUUGUGGUGCCAAAGAAGCAUAUCGGAAACUGCAAAGACCUAGAGAAGGCUCACCUAGAACUGGUUGAGAACAUGGUAGCUGUUGGAAAAGCCAUCCUGGAAAGGAAUAAUUUCACUGACUUAAAAAAUGCAAGGAUGGGUUUCCAUAUGCCGCCAUUCUGUUCCAUUUCCCACUUACACCUUCAUGUUCUAGCACCAGUGAAUCAGCUUGGCUUCAUAUCAAAAUUGGUUUAUAGAGUCAAUUCCUACUGGUUUGUAACAGUUGAUUAUGUGAUUGAAAAAUUAAGAACAUGAAAAUAUCAACAGUGGAAGAUUUUCCUAAUCUUGGCUUAAUAUAAACUAAUAACCGACCCUUUUGAGGUCCAAUUGCAUCUUUUCAGGUUUGUUGGGUUUCGUGGGAGGCUCCUCCUGAGCACCCUCAAGUCCGUUUUGAAUGUGUGUUUCCUGGAAUCAUUGAUAGAGUUCGCACUAAUACUUGGUGAUUGAUCUGUUGUUUAAAUGGUUGCUUAUCUAAGCCAUAAAGAAUUUGAUGGUAAAAGAACACCAAAUCCAAUACUGUUAAUUAAGAAAUCCUCAUUAAAAAAUUCAAGUACUUGGAACCAUUAUUUCUGUAAAGAAGAAACAGAAUUAACUACUUAGUGACAGUUUAUACACUUUCAAAAUACAGAAUAUGAUAAUACACAACAUCCUCUGAUUUUGUUGGUGGAAAGCAUUAUAUAUGGGUGAUUUUUCUCUUAAAUUCCAGAUGUUAGUUUUCACUUCCUGAAAGUCUAGUUUCUUUGUUAUAGAUUGUUCCUGGAAGCUGGAAAUACAAUUUCCAACAGAAGUCACUGUAACGAAUUUAACCUUUAAGACCAUAAAUCAGGAAGAACUGUAUGUAUUAAAGUAGAGAAAACAUUGC